AUGGCAAAUAAACCGUUACGUUUCGAAAUCGAGAUAUCCAAAAUCCCAUUGGUCCAACACGCAAUGGUGGGGGGUGAUGGAGGGAAUGAAACGUUAAAAUGGCUACCUUUGUCCGUGUCGACCGUCUUACAAUUAUUAUUGUAUGCCACGACAGAAACUGAAUUCAGAAUUAUACUGAUAUCGUUUUUAUUAUUGUUUCCGUCGGCGUCCGAAAUUCCAAAUAUAAAAUAUCCAUUCGCGAGUAACGGCAAAGCGGAUUGUGUACUGUGCCAUUGGAUUUCUUCCAUUUGUUGGUCCACUGAGACAAAUAUGAGUUCCAUUUCCAACGUCGAAAACCUGUCACCGCAGACUAUCCGCAGGCUAGUACGGGAACAAGAAGAACUGAUAAAAGACCCUCCGGAAGGCAUACGGAUUGUCGUCAACGAUUCUGAUGUAACUGACAUUCAAGCAUUCAUCGACGGUCCCGCGGGUACACCGUACGCGGGCGGUCGGUUCAAUGUAAAAUUAGUGUUGGGAAAAGACUUUCCACAUACACCACCUAAAGCAUAUUUUCUUACCAAAAUUUUCCAUCCAAACGUAGCUAGCAGUGGUGAAAUAUGUGUCAACACUUUGAAGAGGGAUUGGAAACAAGAUUUAGGAAUAAAACAUAUUCUUCUUACGAUUAAAUGUUUAUUAAUAGUACCAAAUGCAGAAUCCGCUUUAAAUGAAGAAGCUGGCAAACUUCUAUUAGAAGAAUAUGAUCAUUAUUUCCAAAGAGCGCAAAUGAUAACAGAAAUUCAUGCUCCGAUACCUAAAAGUAUGAAGAUAGGACGAGAAGAAGAUUCAAGUGAUGGUCCAUUAGCAAAAAAACAUGCUGGUAGUAAAACAUUAGAAAAGAAAAGAAUUUCUAAAGAUAAAAGGAAAACAUUGAAAAGACUUUAG
Messenger RNA from Macrosiphum euphorbiae (potato aphid), 921 nucleotides. The record is from the annotation of a GenBank genome assembly. Lineage: Eukaryota; Metazoa; Arthropoda; Insecta; Hemiptera; Aphididae.